Messenger RNA from Mesorhabditis spiculigera, 1383 nucleotides. The record is from the annotation of a GenBank genome assembly. Lineage: Eukaryota; Metazoa; Nematoda; Chromadorea; Rhabditida; Rhabditidae.
AUGGACCAGUUCAAGGAGCGCAGCUCCAAGUCACCGAGUCUGCACAGUAAAUCUUCUGCAGAAAGGUUCAAAGACCGGACCUCUAAAUCGCCCAGUGUGCAUCGCAAAUCAUCGGGCGAUAGGUUGGAAACUUCAUCUAUCAGUUCGGCCGAUUCCAGUGAUAGUAAUCCGGUAAAAACUAUCAAACUGCAUGGGAUUUAUGGUCAUCCGGUCGGCGACAACAAGCCAUUCUUGGUGACUUGGAGAGACAAUGGCGAUAACCAGGAGGCAGCUGUAGAAGUUAUCGAGAAUCUCAAGCAGGUGAUGUCCCGUUUCCCGGAGAUCAAGGCGCCUCUCCAAACUUUCGCCCAGUCGAUCGAGAUUGACUUGAAUAACUACGCGAACAUUGGUUACGACAAGAUUUCCAAGCUCGUGUCGAAGUACAACAAGCUGGCCUCGACUUCUUUUCAACUGUGGAGCGGGCAGACGCGUCCUGGUGUGGAAGAGUGGUCGGUUGAGCCUUGUUCUCCGCAGCUCCUCAAUUUCAUAUGCUCGACUGCGUUUAACCGAGCGGUGCCUGAUGUGAAUCGCCUCAACAAACACUACGAGGCUUUCUCUUCCGAGGUCUACGGCGAAACCAGCUACGAUCAGUUGGAGUUGAUGCUGGAGGAUAUAAAAGCCACCGAAAACGACGUAUUUGUUGAUCUAGGCUCUGGCGUUGGACACCUUGUUUGCUACGUUGCCGGAAGGACCAAAGUCAAAAAGGCCAUUGGCAUUGAAAUCUCGAAAUUUCCGAGUACAUGCGCAGCGACGAUGGAGUCCACCUUCCGCAGUCUCAUGAAAUGGCAUGGGAAGCGUGUCCGAGAUUUCAAGCUGAUUCAAGGCGAUUUCCUCUCUCAAGACCACCUCCAGCUCAUCACUGAGGAAGCUACCAUCAUCUUCAUAAACAACUUUGCCUUUACCGCGGACCUUGACAAGAAGAUCAAAGACGCGAUCAUCAAGAAUUGUGCUCCUGGGACCAAGAUCAUUUCGACGAAGGCCUACGCAAAGAGCAAAGCGGUUCCCGAGCUGCGCGAACGUGAUCUCAAUGAUCUUUCAAUGAUGCUGGACGUUACAAGCCUGCGAACCGUCAACGCUCCAGCCUCCUGGACUGGCGGACAUGUUCCGUAUUAUCUUCAUGUCGUCAAUCCUGCAAAGAUUGAACGCUACUUCGAGUAUAAAAACAAGAAGAACUCGAGCACCCCUUCCUUGGACGAGCGCCGCAGCAACAGCAGCAAAACUAGCCAGAGGAAGAAACCCACCUCUGCCGAGCCGGAUAACAAGAAAGCGCCCGUGACCAAGACUAAGGCCAAGAAGCGUCUCAACGAGAGCAAGAAUGGCAAGGCCCAGAAAAGGAAGCGCGGA